AUGGAAAGACUAGGUCAAGAAGUAACUGAAAUAACAAAAUCAAAAGAAAAAUUAGUAUUGGAAGAUAUGCCUGAUGGAUAUAAAAUAUUUGUUCAAGGAAAAUUUCCAAAUAAUUCAAUACCAGAACCAUUACCUAUGAACUCUCAUCAAUCGCAAAAUAAAGGAAUUGGAAGUACAAGAACCGAUGUAUUUGUUUUUGAACAAGAUCGUUUUCUUCCAAUAGCAAAUGUAGCACGUAUAAUGAAAAAAGCUUUACCAGACAAUGCAAAGAUUGCAAAAGAAGCCAAAGAAUGUGUUCAAGAGUGUGUUUCAGAAUUCAUUUCCUUCAUAACGACAAGUGAUCGUUGUCAACAAGAAAAAAGAAAGACAAUUAAUGGAGAAGAUAUUUUGUGGGCUAUGCAAUCUCUAGGUUUCGAAAAUUAUGCAGAGGCUUUGAAGAUUUAUUUAGCAAAAUAUAGAGAAACAACAAAAAUUGAAAGAUCUUCAACUACAAAAGAUAAAGAUGAAUCAACAGAUGAUUAUGGUCAGAAACAACAAUUUUUUAAUGUACCAGAAAAUUUUAUCCAAGAUAAUCAUCAAAGUUAA
Entrophospora sp. SA101 is the source of this 585-nucleotide messenger RNA. NCBI's taxonomy places the organism in Eukaryota, Fungi, Glomeromycota, Glomeromycetes, Entrophosporales, Entrophosporaceae. The record is from the annotation of a GenBank genome assembly.